Messenger RNA from Silurus meridionalis, 3444 nucleotides. RefSeq names its product cysteine-rich secretory protein LCCL domain containing 1b (gene crispld1b). Bases 253 to 1797 code for a protein of 514 amino acids. The record is from RefSeq and is a predicted model, not a curated record. The transcript has 15 exons. Lineage: Eukaryota; Metazoa; Chordata; Actinopteri; Siluriformes; Siluridae. Gene Ontology annotation, cellular component: extracellular region.
ACUAUAAGAAGUUGCGCUCCUCCGGUGCACGCGCGCGGGCGGAUCAGCGGAGCUCGAGCGCUUCUGAGCGAAAAAAACAGCAGGUCAAUGUGAGCGUGUGUGUCUCACACACCGGACUGCCUGCUGUAUUGCAACAUACACACGCACACGCACACACACACACACACACUCUCCACUCCAAAUCUUCGCGUUGCAUUAAGGUAAAGAAGAGAUUUUACGUUUGGUUCACUGUCUCUGUGGUUUCACCAGGAGAUGAAGCGUCGCUGGCAUGGCAGCCUCGUGCUGCUGCUUGUGUACCUCCAGAGUGCUUUUUCAAUGUUCCUCCCUAAUGGCACAAACCUCAGAGCCAUGAUGGAGAAGUACAUGGACAAGGAGGACUCGUGGUGGGAAUUCAAGCAGAGAGGCAAGAGGGCAAUUUCACACAGCGACAUGCAGCUUAUCCUGGACCUUCACAACAAGCUCAGGGGUCAUGUUUAUCCUCCUGCAUCCAACAUGGAGUACAUGGUGUGGGACACCGAGUUGGAGCGCAGUGCAGAGGACUGGGCCCACACCUGUCUGUGGACACACGGCCCGGCUCACCUGCUCACACAGAUUGGGCAGAACCUCGGGGUUCACUGGGGCAGAGAAAGACCUCCAACCUUUCACGUGCAGGCGUGGUAUGAUGAAGUUCAGCACUUCAGCUUCCCCUAUCCACAGGAAUGUAACCCCUACUGCCCCUACAGGUGCUCCGGACCCGUCUGUACACACUACACACAGUUGGUUUGGGCCACCAGCAAUAAAAUUGGCUGUGCCAUCAACAUGUGUUACAACAUGAACGUGUGGGGAAUGAUCUGGGCCAAAGCCGUGUACCUCGUGUGUAAUUACUCACCACCGGGGAACUGGUGGGGUCAUGCGCCGUAUAAACAUGGCCGACCGUGUUCAGCGUGUCCAUCCAGCUACGGAGGAGGCUGCAGGGAAAACCUCUGCUAUAAAGAUGAUGGCAGUCAGAGAUAUUUUGCUCCAGAGACAGAGGAGAGUAACUACAUAGAGCCGGAGCCGUCGCACAGCCAGUCGUCUCCACCUGCUGAUCGCUCACACACACCAACACCAGCACCGACACCGGCGUCAACACCGUCACGUAACCACGGCCUGGACAGGAACGAGAUCAUCAGCACCGAGCAAAUGUCUCAGCAGGUGGAGUGCGAUGUGAAGUUAAGGGAUCGGUGUAAAGGAACCACCUGCAACAGGUACGAAUGUCCACCUGGUUGUUUAUACAAACAUGGAAAAGUGUUGGGAUCGGGAGAGUACGAUGUGCAAUCCAGCAUCUGUGGCGCCGCUUUGCACACCGGGAUUAUAGACGACGACGGCGGCUGGCUGGACAUCACCAGGGUGGGCAGACGAACACGUUUCACCGAGUCGUACCAAAACGGAGUUCAGACGCUGACGAAAGAGCAGGUCGCUAACGCCUUCAUCGUAUCAAAGGUACCAGUAAAAGCGAUCUCCUGCGACAUGACGGUGGCUCAGUACUGUCCUUUUAGAAAACCAGUCACACACUGUCCCAGGUUGUAUUGUCCUCGUAAUUGCCUGUACGUCAGUCACGCCCGUGUGAUCGGAACACGUUACUAUGCAGAUAGCUCUAGUAUUUGUCGUGCUGCGAUUCACGCUGGUGUGAUCCAGAAUGAUUCGGGUGGAUAUCUGGACGUGAUGCCGGUAGAGAAGAGACGUCACUACAGCGGCUCCAACCAGAACCGAGUCACAUCUGAGAGCUUGCGGAAUCCCACAGGAGGGAAAGCGUUCCGAGUUUUUGCGGUGAUCUGAAGCCCCGGUCCAAGGACACACACCGUAAAGGAGCAAAACGGCCAACAAUAACAUCAUCCCUCAGGCCGAGCUGAAAAAUCUUUCUACGGACACAAAAAAGACUUUACUGCUCAGCGUACGGCUGAUGGACUUCAGCUUCGUGUACAUGUCCUGUAUAAUAUCACGCUGUAAAUGAUUCUGCAGAAGGACACAGAGGUCAUGGUUUAUUUCUGUCCCCUUUCCCCUUGUCAGAGUACAGUACGCUAACGGUAGAUAGAUUUCUGGGUUUAAUCGGACCUGUGUUCUGUCUAUUCUAUUUGAAGCUGUAGCUCCGCCUCUUCUGACCUUCUGUGCCAUAAACUUGCUGGCAAACAUUUCAAAAUGCAUGCUAGUGAUAUCGAUUUCUCUCUGGCAGUUAGCCUAGCUUUAUCCGAACAUGUUCAACUUGUCACUACUAGAACGGUAACAUGAGCUAAGCUAAUUAUCUAAUAAGCCAUGCUAGGAUAAAUAAUGCUCAAGUAAAAAAAAACACAGUCAGACAAACACCUUCUAACUAGCAUGAAUGUUUCAGCUUUAAAAUAGCUAAUAUUAGCGAGAAGCUCUGUGUUUAAGCACCUGGCUAAUAAUUAUUUCGCUUUCUGAUAUAAAUAGUUUUCAAAAAAACAGAAAAAAAAACGACAGGAAAUUAGCAUGUCCUCUGUUUAUAUCGCUCUGUUCUUUUAAUUAUCUUUAUUAUUAUUAUUAUGUACAUAAAGGUUUCGGUUAGAUAAUGACCGGGUUGCCAGUUUAUUAAGUAUGCCUGCAUUAGACUGCAUACAAUCUCCUGCUCUGCACAAAAGUAUUGGCACCCCUCUAUAUCCAUAUUAUUCAUCAAAAGGGGGCAGCACUGAGCACCUUAUAUCCAACCUUUGAUUUUUAUUGUAAUAACAUCACGUGAUACAUGACAUCAGGUGAAUACGAUCUGCUCGGUGCUGCCCCCUUUUGGUGAAGAUGGUUAUAGAGAGGUGGCAGUAGAUUUGUGCAGAGCAGCAGAUAAUACGCAGUGCAGUUAUACAGUGUAGGUGAACCCGGUCUAUAUAAACUGUAUUAACACCCCUGGGUCUUUUUUUUUUCCUUUCUUUUACGAGGUUGUUACAACAUCAACAAAGUUUCUAUUUUUGUACGUUUUUCGUAUCUUGCUGCCGCAGUGGGGUUCGACCUGGCAGGCCAGGAAACAUCGCUGAAACGUUGUUCUGAAAAAAUAUCAAUCCAGAUAAUUUCCCAUGAGACGAACAAGAGUGUGUGUGUGUGUGUGUGUGUGUGUGUGUGUGUGUGUGUGUGUGUGUGUGUGUGUGUGUGUGUGUGUGUGUGUGUGUGAGAAGAGCGAUGAUGGUGAAACAUUACUAUAAAAUAUUUAUUAUUCACCGUGCUGAAUGAAGCUACACUUCCACUAGCCCUGGAUUUUCACCUUCUAUAGGAAUAAUGAUUAUAAAAACCCCUACUAUCAUGAAGAUCAGUGUAGAUUUGAAAAUCUUUUUCCACAAAAAAUAUGUAAAAAAUCUACAAGUACAUAAAAAUGUAUCAUAAUAAAGCAGUUCCUCAGUCCUUUUUAUCUUCCCCAGAAUAAUCCACUGCAGGGGAAUGUGUGUUACCUUUCAUUUAAAUAAAUGUCACUAUGAUCAAAGCCUA